Messenger RNA from Tarenaya hassleriana, 1955 nucleotides. Its product is annotated as protein trichome birefringence-like 2. NCBI's taxonomy places the organism in Eukaryota, Viridiplantae, Streptophyta, Magnoliopsida, Brassicales, Cleomaceae. Gene Ontology annotation, molecular function: O-acetyltransferase activity. The transcript is spliced from 5 exons. The record is from RefSeq and is a predicted model, not a curated record. Bases 204 to 1874 code for a protein of 556 amino acids. Gene Ontology annotation, cellular component: Golgi apparatus.
GAAAACCACCAAAAAACUCGUUGCCUCGAAGUACUGUUGAAAAAACAUAGUUACAGUUUCUCUCUCUCCAGAAGUAGAAACCUAUGCAAACACCGUCACAUAAAACACUUUGAACACGAUCUGCACUCCGUUUCUAUAUUUCCUCCGAAGUCUCUGGUAUAUAUAUUUUCUUUGUUGGGUCUCAAUGCAUAUUUGUUCCGAAGAUGGAUUCUUCGAAGAAACUCGUCUUCUCCGACCAGAUUCUCUCUUCGAGGAGAAAGAUCUUAACCAGAUUCGGACUCGGCAUUGCAGUUUCCCUCGCUUUUCUGACGCUUCUCUUGCUUACUAACUCCUCCAAUGUCCCUCUUGUCUCUUCAUCUCCAUUGUUCCAAGCUUUUCGUGGCUCCAAUCUCAACCCGUCAACUGCUUCUUGGCGCUUCUCCUUCCCUGGUUCUUCCUCUGUCAAGCAAGUCGAUAACAGUACACAAGGAUCGGAUUUUUCCGAUGAUAAAGCCUCAAGCUUUAGUGUAGAACAAAGAUCUGAAGCAACAGGGGGUGUUCCUAUUCCUGUUCCUGUUCCUGUUCCUAUUCCUGUUCCUGUUCCUGCCCAGAUUGCAAAUUUAUCAGAAGAUGUCGGAAAACGAACGAGUGACCAGAAAACCCUUGAAUCAAAUGCGAUACCUUCCGCAAAUAGCUCGACUUUGGUCUCUGAUUUCGGUGGGAAGGUUUCGCUGGGCAAUGGUUCUGAGACAGUGGCGAAGAACUACGAAGAGGGUAAUUUCACAAGUGAAGUGAAAGAGAAUCAGAGUGAUGGAACCAGAGAUUCGUACGAGGAUUGUGAUAUAUAUGAUGGAAACUGGGUGAGAGUGGAUGAUGAGACGAUGCCGUACUAUCCACCAGGUUCAUGUCCGUACAUAGACAGAGAUUUCAACUGUUUUGCUAAUGGUAGAACCGAUGAUGCUUUUGUUAAAUGGAGAUGGCAGCCAAAUGGGUGUGAUAUUCCCAGGUUGAAUGCAACCGAUUUCUUGGAGAAGCUGAGAGGGAAGAAACUGGUUUUCGUGGGGGAUUCAAUAAACCGGAACAUGUGGGAGUCUCUGGUUUGCAUUCUUCGCCAUAGCCUCAAGAACAAGAAAGCAGUAUACGAGAUCUCGGGGAGGGGAGAAUUCAAGAAGAAAGGGUUUUACGCGUUCAGAUUCGAGGACUAUAAUUGCACGGUGGAUUUCGUUGGUUCGCCGUUUCUCGUUAGAGAAUCAAGCUUCAAAGGCGAAAAUGGAACCUUUGAAACUCUAAGGUUGGAUCUGAUGGACAAGACGACAUCGAUGUAUCAAGAUGCAGACAUCUUGGUCUUCAACACGGGUCAUUGGUGGACUCAUGACAAGACAAAGCUCGGAGAAAACUAUUAUCAGGAAGGUAAUUACGUGCACCCGAGGCUCAAAGUCUUAAAAGCAUAUAAGAGAGCUCUCAUGACUUGGGCGAGAUGGGUCGACCAGAAUAUUGAUCGAAAUCGAACCCACGUUAUAUUCCGAGGAUAUUCCGUUACACAUUUCAGAGGAGGGCCGUGGAACUCGGGAGGGCAAUGCCACAGAGAAACAGAGCCAAUAUUCAACAAGAGAUACUUGGCCAAGUACCCGUCGAAAAUGAGAGCGUUGGAAUACAUUCUCCGGGAUGAGAUGAAAACGCCGGUGAUAUAUAUGAACAUAAGCCGGUUGACGGAUUUCAGGAAAGACGGGCAUCCGUCGAUAUACAGAAAGGUUUAUGAGACGGAGGGGGAGAGAAGAGAGGCAGUGAGCCAUCAAGAUUGUAGCCACUGGUGCUUGCCCGGCGUUCCUGAUACUUGGAACGAGCUUUUGUACGUUUCUCUUUUGAAAAAGGCAAGGAUAGUGUCUUCUGCUUAGGACUACUCUCUUUAUAAAUGUAGAUAACAUUGUCAUAUGGCAAUUUCACACUCAAAUUCGUCAAAUUGUGUGGUAUGAUCA